Messenger RNA from Sphaeroforma arctica JP610, 333 nucleotides. RefSeq lists its product as hypothetical. The transcript is spliced from 3 exons. NCBI's taxonomy places the organism in Eukaryota, Ichthyosporea, Ichthyophonida. Bases 1 to 333 code for a protein of 110 amino acids. The record is from RefSeq and is a predicted model, not a curated record.
AUGGAUAACCCUAAAUUCGAUGCCAACGAGCCCGUGGGGAUGUUUAUUUUCAAGGAGAAAGACGAACGUGCGCUUGUACAGGAUUUGAUUGUGAACGUCGAUCCCAGUGAGCUGCUCGACAGUCGCCCGCACGGCAUCAUUGCGUACAUUCUGUUCAUGUGUUUGCGAUGGGCAGAUCACAUGAACAAUCCUCGCCAACUGCAGUCGCUGCUCACCAAAUCAAUCAGCUCCAUCAAGCAUGUGGCCACGGCUGAUCAUAAGAACAGUCCCAGGCAACUGUUAGCCAACUCAAGCGGUUCCAUCAAGCAUGUUGCAACGCUGUAUAAUGUUUGA